This is a messenger RNA of Calliphora vicina (urban bluebottle blowfly), 819 nucleotides long. RefSeq lists its product as uncharacterized. NCBI's taxonomy places the organism in Eukaryota, Metazoa, Arthropoda, Insecta, Diptera, Calliphoridae. Bases 67 to 576 code for a protein of 169 amino acids. The record is from RefSeq and is a predicted model, not a curated record. The transcript has a single exon.
UUAGCCAAAGCUGCACACACAAAAUUUAAAAAUUAACCAGCAUUAAGAAGUUUGUUUUAAUCGAAAAUGGCCAAAUUCCAAUUUGCUCUUGUUUUACUCUUGGUGGUCUUGGCUGUAUUCAGCUGUGAAGCCCAAAGGCAAAGAGUUCGCCCAGGUCGUUUGCAACGCAACCGUCAGUUGGCGCGCCAAGAAGUCGAAGAACCAAUCACACCAUAUCCCUCUGCCGAUGAAUUGAAGCCCGAGAUUCCUUUCGACGAAGCUGUUCCUGCUCCUGCCGACGAAUCCGCUGUUGCUGAAGAAGAGGAUGUCUUUGCUGUUGAUGAAGCUGCCGAAGGUGCUGCCAAUGAACCUAUUCCCGAUGAGGUUUAUGGUCCUCCAGAAGUAGCUAUUCUCUACAAAACUCCUGAUGAAGUUUACGGUCCACCCGAAAUCGAGGCCAAUCAAUUGCCUGCUGAAGUCACUUUGGCCCGUCAAAGACAACGCCAAGCUCGCUUAGUUCAAGCUCGCCGUAAGGCUGCCUACCGUCAAGCUCGUUUGGCUAAAUUGCGUGCUACCAAACCAAAACGUUCUGCUUAAAUUGCUGGUUAAUGAGAAAAAUGUCUUAACUUCCUUCCCCCUUGCCUUUAGGGAAGUCUAGAAGAUUUUCUCAAUUUUAUAAAAACAAAUUCCCACAUUAAUUCGACACUACUGCUGCCUACUGCUACUACAACUAAAACUACCGCUUAUUCUAUUCACUACAAAUAAUCGACAUAAAAUUGGACUUUAAUUUAAACGAAUUUGAUUAAAAUAAAAUGAGCUUUUUGCUAAAAAAAAAACAAA